Messenger RNA from Drosophila teissieri, 2209 nucleotides. RefSeq names its product negative elongation factor D (gene TH1). Gene Ontology annotation, cellular component: nucleus; NELF complex. Gene Ontology annotation, molecular function: RNA binding. The transcript has 5 exons. Gene Ontology annotation, biological process: negative regulation of transcription elongation by RNA polymerase II. The record is from RefSeq and is a predicted model, not a curated record. The coding region runs from base 70 to 1806 and encodes 578 amino acids. NCBI's taxonomy places the organism in Eukaryota, Metazoa, Arthropoda, Insecta, Diptera, Drosophilidae.
UAAAAAUGCAGAAUUAAUCAAAAUAAGAGAAAUAUUUUUAUGUUAUUGUAAAUAAGUUUUUAAGAAAAUAUGGAAGUGGAAUACGACGACUCUGGUUGGCAGGGCCGCGCCAAAGGACAAACCAAUCCGGAGGAAAUGCUCGAGGACAAUCCGCAGAAGACGAUACAGGAAUGCCUGGAGAAGUUCCUCACACCGGACUACAUCAUGGAGCCCGGUAUAUUUACGCAGCUGAAGCGCUACUUCCAGUCGGGCGGAUCACCGGAGGAGGUUAUAUCGAUGCUAUCGGAGAACUACAAGGCGGUAGCCCAGAUGGCAAACCUGCUUGCGGAGUGGCUAAUUUUGGCGGGCGUCAAGGUGACCGAGGUGCAGGCCAUGGUGGAGAAUCAUCUGAAGGAAAUGAUACUUAAGUCCUUCGAUCCCAAGAAGGCGGACACCAUCUUCACGGAGGAGGGUGAGACGCCCGACUGGCUUACCGAGAUGAUCGACCACUAUACGUGGCGCUCGCUAAUCUACCGACUGGCCGAAGAGUAUCCCGACUGUCUGAUGCUCAACUUUACAAUCAAGUUGAUCUCGGACGCGGGCUUCCAGAGCGAGAUCACUUCCAUUUCGACGGCGGCACAGCAGAUUGAGGUUUUCUCGCGGGUGCUAAAGACCUCGAUCGUUAAGUUUCUGAACAAUCCGGAUGACGUGCAUGGCGCCAUUCAGGAGUGCGCCCGCAUGGUCUGCCAUGGGCAGCACACCUACGUCUAUUCCCAAGUGCUCAUCCAGGUCCUCAGCCAGGAGCAGAAGGGCGGAUUCAACAUGAAGCGUCUCUCCCAGGAAAUUAUUAAAUACGCCUUGCAAAACAAUCAAAAUGUGACGCCUAUUACAAUGGCCCUGAAUGGUUCGGCGGUCUACCCGCAGGCAUGUCAAGCCCUUACAUCCAUGCUCACCCGCAAUACACUAAAUCCCGCCGAUAUCACCGUGCUGUUUCGCAACUACUCCGGAUCCGAUCCACCGCCCAUCGACUUGAUACGAAACCCCCAGUUUCUGGAGCUGCUGGUAGACGCCCUCUUCCGUUCCGGUGUUAAGAUUAAUCCGGAGCACAAGCCGAAGUAUAUGUUUCUGCUCGCCUACGCGUCCGCGGUUAUCGACCAGCCGGCUAAAAAGCGACCAAUGACUGAGCGCAUGCUAAACAAGGAGGAGCUAAAGAGCACCAUUCAGGCAAUCGAAAAGGCACAUACCAUUUGUAAUGUGGACCAGGGAUCCACCGAGCUAAUCGCGGAAUUGCAGACGCUGUACAAUUGCAUCAAAUAUCCCGUGGUGGGUGUUGGCGUCAUUCGGUGGAUUGAAAACGUGGUCAUGGAGCCUUCGUAUUUUAAGCUUUCCACCGACAGCUGUCCCACGCAUUUGGCGGUUCUCGAUGAAGUGGCCGCUGUCCAUCCCACCCUGCAGCAGCAGAUCCUGUUUCUGCUCAUCCGCUUGUUUGAGUCCAAGCAGGAUGAGUUGGAGAUUCUCGUUCAACUGGAAAUGAAGAAAAUGAUCCUGGACCGGAUGGUUAACCUGCUGACACGCGGCUGCGUUGUACCUGUUCUCAGAUACAUAAAGCAGUGCUGCGCCAUCGAGGACACGGACAUUUCGCUAAUCCGAUACUUUGUCACCGAGGUGCUAGAGACCAUUACACAUCCGUACUCGCCGGAAUUUGUGCAACUGUUCCUGCCGAUGGUGGAGAACGAGGAGAUCACCGGCACAAUGCGCGGCGAGGGCGACAACGAUCCCGUGUCCGAGUUUAUUGUUCACUGCAAGGCGCAUUACACGACUGUAUAGAUAGUGACAAUAGAACGUGCUUUACAGGCGACUUCUGUUCAAAGACCCCUAAAAGCCCAAUUUUCAAGUACAUUUUUUCAAAAUACACAUUUUUUUAAGGAGAGUCUUUCAAAGAGAAGUACGCAAUUCUUCUACUAAGCUAAAGAGUUAAACAAAUUUACAGUGUAUCUAUCUAAAUUUAAUUAUAAACAUAAAAUCUAUACUGGUAAACUUUCACUAGGCUUUAAAACUUUUCGUCCUUUUUUUUAUAUUAUGCUCAAAAGCCCAUUGUCGGUGCUCUUUAAUUGUUUUAACAUUUAUAAAAACGCAUUUAAUUCAACAUUUUGAACUAACAUACCUACAUUAUUAUGCUUCCAAAACAAUAUUUUCGAAUCCAUAAAAAAUUGUAUAGGUCUUAGGAAAA